GGCGGGUCGCUCACAUCUCCCACAGUCAUGGCGAUGUCGGGGAGUCGUGAAGAUGGAGUAAACACCGCCGCCGCCGCCGCCGCAUCCUGAUCCCGCCGCCGCCCCUUCGCCGAGCUUCAUGCUGGGCCGCACCCGGCGCCGCUCACAGAUAUCUCGAGGAUCCCGCAGGCUGCCGCGCUCGCCGCCAUGGCCGACCGCGGCGUCGAUCUGUCGGCUCUGCCGAAAGAGGUCAGGGACCAGCUGGCGGAGCUGGAUCUGGAGCUGUCCGAAGGAGACAUCACACAGAAGGGCUAUGAGAAGAAAAGGACCAAACUCCUGGCUCCUUACAUAAUCCAGGCUCCCGCGCCGCCUCCUCAGAAUGACGUCCGGCCUCCAGCCCCCAGCUCCUCCAGCCACGCCGCCCCUCCGUCCAGCUCGUCCCGGUACCGGGAGCGCCGCUCCCGCAGGACGCACCGCAGUGGAGGGACCAGAGACGACCGCUACCGAUCGGACAUCCACACCGAGGCCGUGCAAGCUGCCCUGGCUAAACACAAACAGGAGAAGAUGGCGCUUCCCAUGCCGACCAAGAGACGGUCGACCUACGUGCAGUCACCCAUCAACACCCGGACACCGCCAGACUCCUCGUCGGGCUCUGAAGACGAGUCCUCGGCGCGCAGGCAGUCGUCCGUCGCUGCCCCCCCGCCUUCUCACCUUCAGAGCCCUGAAACCUGGGCGAACCGCUCCGCCCAGGGCUCCUCCACCUCGUCCUCGGCCUCCUCCACCCUGUCCCACGGCGAGGCCAAACCCGGCCAGGGCCAGCCGCAGCCGCAGCCGCAGUACAAGCCGCAGUACCAGCCUCUGUAUCAGCCUCACCACCAACCGCAGUACCAGCCUCAGCACCCGCCCCAGAAUCCGCCCCAGCAUCCGCCGCAGCACCCGAACCAGCACCCGCCUCAGCAGAGCCGCGCUGCGGCCGUGACCGACAUGCUGGCUCAGAGUCGCAUUGCCCCCUCGGAGAACAGCGCCCCCCCUCCAGACGUGACGGCCGUGGCUCCCCCGUCCAGAGGCCCGCGCGUCGACCUGCCCUCCAACGCCGUGGUGCGAGGGAUGAGCCGCGGCCAGAGCCGCUCCAGUAUGAUGGAGACGGCGGACGCAAGAGGUAAUUUGCAGAGAGUUCCUGUGAACAGCCGAGUGUCCACAAAGAUCCAGCAGCUGCUCAACACCCUGAAGAGGCCCAAGAGGCCGCCGCUCAGCGAGUUCUUCACCGACGACUCGGAGGAGAUCGUAGAAGUGCCUGAGCCAGACCCCAACACGCCCAAGCCGGAGGGCCGUCAGAUCAUCCCCGUGAAGGGAGAGCCUCUGGGCGUGGUCAGCAACUGGCCCCCGGCCCUGCAGGCAGCUCUGGCUCGCUGGGGGGCCACUCAGGGGAAGAGCCCCGCCCUCACGGCGCUCGACAUCACGGGCAAGCCGCUCUACACGCUGACCUACGGGAAGCUUUGGAGCCGCAGUGUCAAGCUGGCCUACACACUGCUCAACAAGCUGGGCACCAAGAACGAGCAGAUCCUCAAACCUGGGGACAGGGUGGCGCUGGUGUACCCCAACAGUGACCCCGGGAUGUUCUGGGUGGCGUUUUACGGCUGCCUCCUGGCUGAAGUCAUCCCUGUACCCAUCGAGGUCCCUCUGUCUCGGAAGGAUGCCGGCAUCAGCCAGGUGGGCUUCCUGCUCGGCAGCUGUGGCGUCGGUCUGGCUCUGACCAGUGAGAUCUGCUUAAAAGGUUUACCCAAGACCCCCACCGGGGAGAUAAUGCAGUACAAAGGCUGGCCUCGGCUAAAGUGGGUGAUAACAGACUCCAAAUACCUGACCAAGCCUUCCAAGGACUGGCAGCCUCACAUCCCCACGGCGAACACCGAUCCGGCGUACAUAGAGUAUAAGGCGAGCAAAGAGGGCACAGUGGUGGGCGUGGCCGUGUCUAAAGUCGCCAUGCUGACCCACUGCCAGGCUCUGACCCAGGCGUGCAACUACUGCGAGGGAGAAACUUUGGUGAACGUCCUGGACUUUAAGAAGGAGAUGGGUUUGUGGCACGGAGUUCUCACAGCCGUCAUGAACAGGAUACACACCAUCAGCGUUCCCUAUGCCGUCAUGAAGGCCUGUCCUCUCUCCUGGGUUCAGAGGGUUCACAUCCAUAAAGCUCGUGUGGCUCUGGUAAAGUGCCGCGAUCUGCACUGGGCCAUGAUGGCCCAUCGAGACCAGAGAGACACCAGCCUGGCUUCACUUCGGAUGCUCAUUGUAGCAGAUGGUGCUAACCCCUGGUCGGUGUCCUCCUGCGAUGCCUUCCUGAACGUCUUUCAGUCUCACGGGCUGAAGCCCGAGGUCAUCUGUCCCUGCGCCACCUCUCCCGAGGCCAUGACCGUCGCUAUUCGCAGGCCGGGAGUCCCGGGGGCGCCCCUCCCCGCCCGAGCCAUCCUCUCCAUGGGGGGUCUGAGUCACGGCGUCAUCAGGGUCAACACGGAGGACAAGAACUCGGCCCUGACUGUGCAAGAUGUGGGACACGUCAUGCCUGGAGCUCUGAUGUGCAUCGUUCGGCCUGACGGUCCGCCACAGCUGUGCAAAACAGACGAGAUAGGAGAGAUAAUCAUCAACUCCCGUGCUGGAGGCACCAUGUACUACGGCCUCCCCGGACUCACCAAGAACACCUUCGAGGUCAUCCCUGUCAACGCUAACGGAGUCCCCAUCGGAGAGAUCCCCUUCGUACGGUCGGGACUCCUGGGGUUCGUUGGCCCGGGCAGUUUGAUCUUUGUGGUGGGGAAGAUCGAGGGUCUGCUGAUGGUGAGCGGGCGGAGGCACAACGCCGACGACCUGGUGGCCACCGCCCUGGCCGUGGAGCCGGUCAAGACCGUGUACCGUGGAAGGAUCGCUGUGUUUUCAGUCACCGUGUUCUACGAUGAGAGGGUGGUGAUCGUGGCAGAGCAGAGGCCCGACGCCAGCGAGGAAGACAGCUUCCAGUGGAUGAGCCGAGUGCUGCAGGCCAUCGACAGCAUCCACCAGGUGGGCCUCUACUGCCUGGCUCUGGUCCCGGCCAACACUCUACCCAAGACGCCGCUGGGGGGCAUCCACAUCUCCGACACCAAGCAGUUCUUCCUGGACGGCAGCCUGCACCCCUGUAACAUCCUGAUGUGCCCCCACACCUGUGUCACCAACCUGCCCAAGCCCCGCCAGAAGCAGCCAGUCGGCGUGGGCCCUGCGUCGGUCAUGGUGGGCAACCUGGUGGCAGGGAAGAGGAUCGCCCAGGCGGCUGGGAGGGACCUCGGCAUGAUCGAGGACCAGGACCUCGUCCGAAAGCUCUGUAUGUGGCCCACUGUGAUGCAUCAGUAUUUGACAGAAGCUCUCCAGUGGAGGGCACAGACCGACCCCGACCACGUCCUCUACGUUCUCCUCAACGCAAAGGGGGUAACAGUCGGCACGGCGACCUGCGUCCAGCUUCACAAGCGAGCAGAGAAGAUAGCGGCGGCGCUCAUGGAGAAAGGAAGCAUCAACACCGGAGAGAACGUGGUGCUGCUCUACCCUCCGGGCAUUGAUUUGAUCGCUGCCUUCUACGGAUGUCUCUACGCUGGGUGUGUGCCCGUGAACGUCAGGCCUCCGCACCCUCAGAACCUGGCAGCCACGCUGCCCACUGUCCGCAUGAUCAUUGAUGUCAGUAAAGCUGCUUGUAUCCUGACGACGCAAAACCUCAUGAGGACCCUGCGCUCCAAAGAGGCUGCUGCCUCUGUGAACAUCAAAACCUGGCCGACCAUCAUCGACACAGACGACCUUCCUCGCCGCCGACCUCCACAGAUCUACAAGCCGCCCACAGCAGAGAUGAUCGCCUAUCUGGACUUCAGUGUGUCCACUACAGGCAUGCUGACCGGUGUCAAGAUCUCUCACGCAGCGGUCAGCGCACUGUGUCGCUCCAUAAAGCUUCAGUGCGAGCUGUACUCCUCCCGCCAAAUCGCCAUCUGCCUGGAUCCAUACUGCGGCCUGGGCUUCGUGCUGUGGUGCCUCGCAAGUGUUUACUCAGGUCACCAGUCCAUCCUGAUUCCCCCCUUCGAGCUGGAGAGCUGCUUGUCUCUGUGGCUCAGCACGCUCAGCCAGUACCGCAUCAGAGACACCUUCUGCUCCUACUCCGUCAUGGAGCUCUGCACCAAAGGCCUGGGCACACAGACCGAGCUUCUUAAGGCCCGCGGUGUGAACCUGUCGUGCGUGCGAAGCUGUGUGGUGAUCGCGGAGGAACGCCCUCGCCUCGCCCUCUCACACUCCUUCUCCAAGCUGUUUAAGGACUUGGGGCUUUCGUCCAGAGCCGUCAGCACCGCGUUUGGCUCCAGGGUGAACCUGGCCGUGUGCCUGCAGGGCACCACCGGCCCGGACCCGUGCACUGUGUACGUGGACAUGAAGUCUCUGCGUCACGACAGAGUGAGGCUGGUGGAGAGAGGAGCCCCGCAGAGUCUUCCUCUAAUGGAGUCAGGAAAGAUCCUGCCAGGUGUUCGGGUGAUCAUCGUCAAUCCAGAGACCAGAGGCCCACUCGGAGAUUCUCACCUUGGAGAGAUCUGGGUCAACAGCCCCCAUAAUGCCAGUGGCUACUACACCAUCUACGGAGAGGAGAGUCUUCAGGCGGAUCACUUCAACACCAAGCUCAGCUUCGGGGACCCGCAGACCUUAUGGGCCAGAACCGGAUACCUGGGCUUCGUGAAGAGGACCGAGCUGUUAGACGCUAGUGGAGACCGCCACGACGCUCUCUUUGUGGUGGGCUCGCUGGACGAGACUUUGGAGCUGCGAGGUUUGCGCUACCAUCCCACCGACAUCGAAACGUCGGUGUCACGAGCUCACCGAAGUAUUGCUGAGAGUGCUGUGUUUACAUGGACCAACCUGCUGGUGGUGGUGUCGGAGCUGUGCGGCUCGGAGCAGGACGCGCUGGACCUGGUGCCUCUGAUAACCAACGUGGUCCUGGAGGAGCACCACCUCAUCGUGGGUGUGGUGGUGAUCGUGGACCCGGGGGUGAUACCCAUCAACUCCAGGGGGGAGAAGCAGCGCAUGCAUCUGCGCGACUCCUUCCUGGCCGACCAGCUGGAUCCCAUCUAUGUCGCUUACAACAUGUGAGCGGCGCGAGGUUCUGUGGGCUUCGUGACAUCGCCGUCCGCAGUCUUCUGCACAUUCAUCCAGCCUUGACUGAGGGAGUGAAGUUAAAAAGCAUGAGCCACAUGUACUAACACCGAGCCCUGUGUGACACCAGCAUAUCUUCGCCACUGCAUGUCUGUGAUUGGAUCUGCCAUGUUCGGAGUUGUUCACUGUGUUUUUAUAGAUAAGAUGUUUAAAAUGGGACAGAUGUGAAAUGCAAUACCGCAUAUUGGAGAGAAAAGCAAAAUCCCUGCUGCACUUUUUUGAUAAAAGGGCAAAAUAGCACCUAUAACUGGACGACUUUGUAAUAAAUAGGAUAAUAAGGUCUUUGUGAAGGCCCCUGCUAUUACACUAUAACGACCACAAACACGUCACCUUGUCUGUCUGCACAGUUACAAACCUUAAAUCAACAACUUGAAAUAUUUUUUAUGAGCAGCUUUCAAACAAACGCACACAGAUGCUUGUGCCCUGGUCUUUUUUUUUUUUUUUUUUUUUUUUUUACAACUUAGGGAUGAACAGAUGGCCUCAGUCGGCAUGUCUUGCUUCGAAAGAUAGUUUUUUUUCCCUUGAUAAUGACGCCAAAAAGAUUUUCCUACCCUAAUAUAACAUUUCCUGCCUUAUAAAACUUCAGCCAUACAUUCCUAUCUUAUAAUUUGUAAUAUAUUUCCUAAUUAUGGCUGGUUAUUCUGCAUUGGGUUUGACUAGUGGUGGAAAUCCUAACAGAUACCCAAAGGGAUCAUAGUACUAAAGGAAAGAGGCCAUAUUCUGUACUGUACCUAUGAGGGCCUCCUUGUAUUUUCGAUACUGUAACGUUAAUGUAUAGAUGUUUUUAUUUGUAUAAAUGUAUAAAGGCUUGUCUCACCUUCUCCCAGUUGUUGGUUUCUGGAUAGUGAACUGAGCUGGGAGAUGAUAACAGUAGCAGAGAGGAGAUUGUAAAUACGAAUUUAACAGUUCUGAAAGUACUUUUGUGUUUGGGAUAAUAUCUACAUAGCGAUGAAUAAAGAUAACUAAUAAAAGCAUUGUUAGUCAGGUUAGAUGUAACGUUGCACUUUCUCAAAAAAAAAAAUUCUAUUUUAUUAUAACAAUGAGGCAUUAUAACUAAUGGUUCAGGAGCAUAUAUGACGCUAAGUUUGAUGAGCUUUGAGAGUUUAUUUGGAGGGCUAUCACUGUUAAUACCAGAAACCUUUUCUAUUGGCCACUAUUAAAAAAAAAGUGUCGGUGGAGAAGG
Salarias fasciatus (jewelled blenny) is the source of this 6355-nucleotide messenger RNA. It is a transcript of the gene dip2bb, whose product is annotated as disco-interacting protein 2 homolog Bb. The coding region runs from base 187 to 5109 and encodes 1640 amino acids. Lineage: Eukaryota; Metazoa; Chordata; Actinopteri; Blenniiformes; Blenniidae. The transcript has 40 exons. The record is from RefSeq and is a predicted model, not a curated record.